UAAAAGGAGGGAUACCUGAAUCUGGCAAAGUCAUUCAGCGAAGUAUCUGACAUGAGAGGGAGUAUUUCCAAAUGAGUAAAUCAGUUGUUUGAGAGAGUGUGUGUACAACGGAACAUUCAGAACUGAAGUCUUGGGUGGGAGGAGGCAGCUCUUGUGAAGAUCUGAGCUCUGUUGUGGCAGCCACCCAAGCAGCAUGAGCACAGGGAAUUCUGAGGAAAGGAGUAGGAAACAGAACAGCAACCGGUUUCCUGCUGCAGUGCAAAGCUUAACGCAUAGUGAUAAUGGGGUUUCAAUUUCCUUCUUUUUUUUAAUUUUCUUUUUUUUUUUUUCCUGAUUAAUUCCUAAUUAGAUGGGUUCUUCACAGCACAGCUGCAUGACCCUUAUAUCAGCAACUGUAUUAGCUGAACAUAUGAGGUCACAUCCUCUUGGUCUGUGUGUUUUUUUCCAAGUGCUUAGACUGCGUUAUUCACAUUUCUCUUCAGAAAAAGCGCUAGGCCACGGAGUUAGAGGUACUCUUAGAGACACUAAUCUCUUGAAAAUCUUGUCCAGCAGAGCAGUGACUUCUGUGAUAGCUUGAAAGCAGGGACAGAUCACGACAGUUGUCCAGGGAGAGCAGGCUCUGACAGAGAUGAGACUGUCCAGGAUGCCCAGCUGCCUGCUAAAACCGAACAUGGUGCUGCUGAGCCACAGGCUUGGGGCUCUGUUUAUCCUCACCGUUUCAUUUGUGUUCUUUGCCUCUGUCAUGUUCUACUGGAGAACUGGGCAGGAUGCUGAGGGCCAGCUCUACAACUUCUCUACACAAAGCAGGUAUGAACAGGUUUUGCCUUCCCUUCCCCCUCCUGCUGCCCGUGGCUCCCCUCCUUCCCUAGGGGAUGUGCUUUUUGUGGAGACCUCGGAGCGGAUGAACCCGAGUUACCUCUUCGUGUGCUCUGUGGAGUCAGCGGCCCGGGCACACCCUGGGACAAGGGUAGUGGUGCUCAUGAAAGGUUUGGCAAAUGGUAACACCUCGCUACCCAACCACUGGGCCUUCUCCUUGCUGAGCUCCUUCCCCAACGUGGAAUUCCAGCCCCUGGACUUGCGGGAGCUUUUCUCUGGAACACCUCUGGCAAAGUGGUACCUGCAGGCUCAGCAGCGCUGGGAGCCUUAUUUCUUACCUGUCCUGUCCGACGCCUGCAGAAUUGCCAUCAUGUGGAAAUUUGGUGGCAUCUACCUGGAUACAGACUUCAUUGUGCUCAAGAACUUAAAGAACCUCACCAAUGCCCUCGGUAUGCAGUCUCAGGAUGUACUGAACGGGGCCUUUCUGUCCUUUAAGCCCAAACACAAGUUCAUGGAGCUCUGCAUACAGGACUUUGUGGAUAAUUACAAAGGCUGGGUCUGGGCACACCAGGGCCCACACCUCCUAACACGUGUCUUCAGGAAGUGGUGCUCCAUCAGUAACAUCCAGAAACCUAUGAGCUGCAAAGGAGUGAGUGCUCUUCCCCAAGAAGCCUUUUAUCCCUUUUGCUGGGAGGACUGGCAUAAGUUAUUUGAAGCCAUCAGCUCCUCGGAGCUUCACAGGCUCCUUAAAAACACCUAUGCAGUGCACGUGUGGAACAAACUGAGCCAUGGGACAAGGCUAGAGAUCACGUCGCAGGCUUUGCUGGCUCAGCUCUAUUCUCAGUUCUGCCCUGCCACAUCUGUGAAGAUGAAGAACGACUCUGACACGCGGUCAAGGCCUGCAGCCUGACCUGCGGCCCCGGGCGGCAGGGAGCGCCUUUCACCUUCCAUGGACCCAGUGUCUAGCCCUCGGAGCAGGUAUUCUGUGUGACAGAUCAGUGAUUUUGUACCACUUCUGGUAACUGCCUCACAUCCUACGUGCUUCAAAUAUACACCAGAGCCUGUGUUCAGACUCUUGCGAUCCUUCAGCAGCCCAUGAGGCUGCAGGGAAGGUAAACCUGUUCAUCAUCGGUUGUUCCUCUUUGCUGUUCUCUCAAGUGCUCCAUCUGUGUAUCAGGUCUGAAAGGCCUCUCCUGUUGUUUCAACAGCUGUAGGCAUCCUUGGUUUGCUCUCUGUAACAUUGCUAACUCUGUAAAUAAAUGCUAGCCGGGUGCCAUAGGCCACGGGUUACUGGAGCUUAGGACCAAAUUCCCUGGGUGGUGAAGUGUAUGAAAAUUGCUGUAAGAAACGUAAAACAUUUUAAAUCUCUGUGUGGCUCAGUGUACAGUUUUUCUUUCUUUCCAAAAGUACUUUAUUUCAAAUGAUCUUUUCUACUGUUUUACAUUCCACAGUAACAGGCUGAGUUUUAUGGUCAUUUUCAGGAAGAAAAAAGCAGUUGUGUUACAGGUGUGAGUAAAGAUCCUUGUUUGGUUAAAGAAAUGCUUGUGAGAUGUGCAUAUCUAACCAGACUUUGUCACACUCUCAGAGGGUCUCAGCAUCUGCCUGUUUCUGCAUUGGUAUGAGGAGGAAAAGCAUUACGUUCCCUUCAUUGUGCAAGAACAGGGGCAGACGUGCCCGUAUCAGCAGGAGGACCAGGGACCAGGUCCAGGACUAGGACCAGUGUCCCCAGAGACGUCUCCUAACUGUCACUGGGGCUGUAGU
Athene cunicularia (burrowing owl) is the source of this 2577-nucleotide messenger RNA. Its product is annotated as lactosylceramide 4-alpha-galactosyltransferase-like. The coding region runs from base 629 to 1726 and encodes 365 amino acids. Gene Ontology annotation, molecular function: acetylglucosaminyltransferase activity. Lineage: Eukaryota; Metazoa; Chordata; Aves; Strigiformes; Strigidae. The record is from RefSeq and is a predicted model, not a curated record. The transcript is spliced from 2 exons. Gene Ontology annotation, biological process: protein O-linked glycosylation.